AUGAUUUCACAAUCGAUUCAUCUGCAAAUUUCAUUGUAUUUAUUUAUAUUGUAUGGGUCAAAAACAACAAGCACUGCUGGAUUUCCGCCAUUAUUCGAAUCCGGGUUAAUGUACUUAGCUGAAACUUUGGAAUGGGAAUCACACGAAACCGUCAAUCAGGCAAAAGUUUUCCCGGAAUACGAUUUCAUCGUCGUCGGUGCCGGAAGUGCCGGAUCGGUAGUGGCGAGCCGAUUGUCCGAAGUCAAAAAAUGGCAGGUGCUGUUGAUCGAAGCCGGACAACACGCUUCACACAUCAUGGACGUACCUUUGACCGCUCCGUUUUUGCAAUUUUCUGAGGCCAAUUGGAAAUAUAAGACAGUGCCGAUGAAAAACUCGUGCUUAGGUUUCGAAGGCAAUCGGUGCAAAUUUCCGAGGGGCAAAGUCAUGGGUGGCAGUAGCGUAUUGAAUUACAUGAUAUAUACACGUGGUAACAUAAAGGAUUACGACUAUUGGGCGGAUAUGGGAAAUACUGGUUGGGAUUAUAAUAGCGUUCUGAAAUAUUUCAUCAAAUCGGAAAACGCUAACUUAUCUCAGGCCGACCCGGGUUAUCACGGAAAAAACGGAUUAUUGUCGGUGUCCGACGUCCCGUACAGGACGCCAAUAGCAAAGGCUUUUGUGGAAGCUGGAUCACAAAUCGGACUUCCUGUUGUAGAUGUCAACGGGGAGAAACAAGUCGGCAUCAAUUAUUUACAGGCCACCAUGAAGAACGGUCGGCGAUGGAGUACAAACACGGCGUUUCUGUUCCCUGCGAAAAAAAGAAAAAACCUCCACGUGAAAAAGCAGAGCAUGGUAACAAGGAUACUGAUAGACGAAUUGUCAAACAAGGCGAUCGGAGUGGAGUUUGUAUCGAAUCGAAAGAAACACAGGGUGUUUGUGCGGAAGGAAGUGAUCGUUUCCGGUGGAGCCAUAAACACGCCACAGCUGCUCAUACUGUCAGGAAUCGGGCCCAAGCAACACUUGGCGGACAUCCGGAUCCCGUUGGUGAAAGACUUGCCAGUCGGCGAGAACCUGAUGGACCACGUGUCACUCGGCAGUCUGGUCGUAUCGAUAAACGAAUCCAUUUCGAUCCGUCUGAAAAAUUCUUUGGAAGAUCCGAACGUCAUGAACGAUUACUUACGGUACGGCGGUGGCCUUAACACGGUGCCGGGAGGCGCCGAGGCCCUGGCGUUUGUUGACGUGGAUAGACCCGGGUCUAGAGACGGACAUCCCAAUCUUGAGUUGCUGCUGAUAUCAGGAACGUACUCGGCCGAUAAGAUGAUGCCCAAGCUGUGCGGCAUGAGGCCCGACCUGUACGACGCAGUGUAUCGGGCCACUGAGGCUACGGACGGGUUCACGGUGUUCCCGAUGGUGUUGCGUCCCAAGAGCCGCGGCCGCGUGUGGCUGAGAGACGCCAACCCGUUCCAUCACCCGCUGAUCGACCCCAACUAUUUCGCCGAUGAGGCCGACCUGGACGUGAUCGUGGCCGGAGUCCGGCUCGUCCAGCAGAUGCUGCGCACGGGCCCGAUGAGGUCACUCAACGCCACGAUCCUGGAAACGCCGCUUCCGGGUUGCGCGCAACACGUGUUCGACACGGACGCGUACUGGAAGUGUGCCAGCAGACAGAUAUCGUUCACGAUCUAUCACCUGUCCGGCACGUGCAAGAUGGGACCGGUCACAGAUCCGACGGCCGUCGUGGACCCGAGGUUGCGCGUGCACGGCGUCAGCGGCCUGAGAGUGGUGGACGCGUCGAUCAUGCCGGAAGUGCCGGCGGCUCACACCAACGCCCCGACGAUCAUGAUCGCGGAAAAAGCGUCCGACAUGAUUAAAGAGGACUGGGACGUACCUACGGACGUCAUAGACUACGGCGCUACAAUACACAUAUAA
Messenger RNA from Macrosiphum euphorbiae (potato aphid), 1902 nucleotides. NCBI's taxonomy places the organism in Eukaryota, Metazoa, Arthropoda, Insecta, Hemiptera, Aphididae. The record is from the annotation of a GenBank genome assembly.